Messenger RNA from Amoebophrya sp. A25, 4800 nucleotides. The record is from the annotation of a GenBank genome assembly. NCBI's taxonomy places the organism in Eukaryota, Dinophyceae, Syndiniales, Amoebophryaceae.
AUGGCGCAGCGUUUCUCCUUUUUCGGUGCUACGGUCGUUCUCGUCCUGCCCUUUGUGACUGCAAGGAAAGUUGGCAACAAGCAGACGUCUGCGAGAGCCACUUCUUCCACAUGGAGCAGUGAGCGUGCGUUUUUGCGAUCCUCCACCGCGAGACGGCAACCCGUCGGUCAUGCGUCUGAGGAUGUUGGGAGGCGAGCUUCAUCCGGAGAAGCUUUGAACGCAGUCGCUCGUACACUUGAUGCUGUUCCAUCGAUAGUAGCAUCUGGCCCAGAUGUGACCGAUGUAGGAGUCUCGAGAACAGGUGAUUCGAACAGUGAUGAAAAUGAGUCGACUGCGUCAUCUUCAGAGGAACAGCAAGAAGAUGCAGUCCAAGAAGGAGUUGAUGGAGAAACACAAACAGGUUUUGGCGCGCAGCCUGCUCCGGAGCAACGAGCAACAACUUCGAAUGUUAAGCUAGCGGCUAUCGAAACAGGGGGUUCAUCGUCUGAAGUGAAAAAUACAGUGUCAAAGAACAUCCGCCACCGUCUUUACGAUGAUUCGCGCACUUUGGGGACUGCAGCGGAGCAGCUUCUGGGCAUCCAAGCAGACCUCAAUCGCGUUCAAACCGAAGUACAGGGUCAAGUUUUCGAUCUCGAGACUGUCCGCAACUUUUUCUCAGAACACCAAUAUCUCACCGCUGCAAAUAAGCAGCUGGAAGUUAUGUCGUUGGCUUGAUGUUAGAUCACUAAAUUAGUAAAACGCAAAUGCAAAAUGAAAAGUUUCUAAUUCUUGGGAUAAAAUCAGUCACCUCCACUGUAGAAGACUCGUGAUCGAUGAUUAGAAAAGACUCUUCCGGCGUUCAUUUUGCAGAAGAGUAGUGUGCUGCUGCACAAGGUUGCGACCAUCGGGCAGGAGUUGGUUGACGCACAGCGCGAGUUCGCGAAUACCACAGCGGCCCUUCGAGCGCGCGCAGAGUCCGCGGAGCUUGCCAUGCAAAAACUGACGGAACGCGAAGGCGAAAUAGAGAAAGACUACAUUGGACAUCGAGCCUCGAUAGCUGAAGACGAAAAGAUUCGAGCCGAAAACUCGGAUCUGAUCGAAAAGAUGCGCCACAUGAACAAGCUAGAAACCGAAAAGCACGAGGCGACCCAAGCAGCAGCGGCAGCCGAUGAGAAAGUCAAGCACCGAGAGCAUUUCGCUGAGGAACUCCAGGGAACGAUCAAAACACUGCGCCAGCAAGUUGCGGUUCUACAGAAGGGCAUGGGCGAGAAGGACGCGAUCUUAGUGGAUCACGUGAAGAAACUCAAAGACGCCGCAAAAAAGGUCGAAGACGCGGAUAACGUACCAUACUAGUAUCCAUGACAAUGUUGACCUGGAGAACAAGGGUCAGUCUAUGUUUGUCACUUUUUAAUUGAGAAAGUUAUAAUCUUAAUAGCCCCCCGGGCUGGGGUGCUCCGGGAGACGUUGAAGAAGAGGAAAGAGCUGCUUUAUUGGCGUGGGCUUGCGUGAAUGGUCUCACGAGGUGAAACAAGCGCCCGAAGGGCGCGCACUCCCCUCCGCCCCGCGGUUGCCGGAAGCAAGAGGCCCCAAAUACGUGGCGAAAGAAGUGCGACCCCGUUCCCAAGAUGGUAACGAGCGCCGGCGGGCAGUUACAUGCGCAACAUCACGCGCAGCACCACCUUCCACGCGCUGGCCGCCGUAGUUGGCGCGGGUCCUUGUGGUUCUCUCUUUUUUUUUUUUUCUCUUUUCGUUCCGUCCGUGGCACGGUGCCGGGCUUAUAGCGAACAAAGGAACGAAGCAACCAAGCAAGAGACAACGGGAAAGCCCGGAGAGGGUGGGGCCCCGAAGGCAUCGCGAAGGAAGCUGGGGCCAGUCCCCAGGGCUCAGCGGCGCGCGCGUCAUCUCUACCCCCGUCGUGACUGUUUCGGGGCUCUAUUCCACCGCGUCACCUGCUCGCAAGGGGUCCCGCGCAUUGCAGAGCGGCGCGCGCAUCCCUACCCCCGUCGCAACUGUUUCGGGCUCUUAUUCCACUGCGUUACCCGCUCGCAGCUGAGCGGCCUCGCGUGCCAGGGUGCUGCACGCAGCGGCGCGCGCGUCCCUACCCCCGUCGUGGUUUUUUCGGGCCUCUAUUCCACUGCGGUGCCUGUUCGCAGCCUGCCAAGCGGCUCCCGGCGCGCGCUGUUGUUGUUGUGGUUGUUGCGGUUUUCUGCUGUCUUCUGUUGCCUCUUGUCGUCUUCUGUUGUGGUUGUCUCUUGUGCUUGUUGUCUUCUGCUGUGUCUUUCUGUUCUCUCUUGUUCUCUGCUGUGUCUUUCUGUUUUCUGUUGUUUUUUGCUGUCUUCUGUUGGGCCUUGCGUGCCAGGGUUCUGCGCUGACUGAGCGAAGGCAAAGACCUGCAGCGCCGUGCUAAGCUUGUGGCGUCUUGUUCGUAGUGUCUUGCUCGUGGUGUCUUGUCUGUCGGGCCUUGUCCGUCCGUCGGGUCUUGUUCGUGGCGCCUUGUUCGUGGGGUUUUCUUCGUGGUGUCUUCUUCGUGGUGUCUCCUUCGUGGUGUCUCCUUCGUGGUGUCUCUUGGCUUCGUGGUGUCUCCUUCAGUUCUCUGCGUCUCCUUCGCGGUGUCUUGUUCGUGGUUUCCCCUACCUUCGUGGUGUCUUGUCUGUUGUUUGAUUGUGUCUUGUCUGUGGGGUCUUGUUCGUGGUGUUUUGUUCAUGGUGCUCUGUUUGUCGUGUGUUGUUCGUGGUGUCUCGUUCGUGGUCCUUUGUUCGCGGUGUCAUCGUGUUCGCGGUGUCAUCUUGUUCGUGGUGUCUUGUUCGUGGUGUCUUGUUCGUGGUGUCUUGUUCGCGGUGUCUUGUUCGUGGUGUCUUGUUCGUGCUGUCUUGUUCCUCGUGGUGUCUUGUUCCUCGUGUUUUGUUCCUCGCGGUGUCUUGUUCGUGGUGUCUUGUUCGUGGUGUCUUGUUCGCGGUGUCUUGUUCGUGGUGUCGUGUUCGUUGUGCCUUGUCUGUGGUGCUCUGUUCGAUGUGUCUUGUUUGUGUUGUCUUCUUCGUGGUGUCUUCUUCGUGGUGUCUUGUUCGUUGUUCUUGUUGUGCAAUUUUUCCAACUGGUGGCGCCUUGCAGGUUCUCUAAUAAAUGUUCACACUAAGGGGUCUUAGGGGUCCUUUCGUGUUCACACUAAAGGGGUCGAACAAUGUUCACACUAUGAGCUCUUUACUGUUCACAUCAGAGGCGUCUUAGAGGUCUUUUUGCGUUCACAUAAAGCUUUGAGGGGAGGAGGGUUCUCUAGCUUUCACACUUAAGGCGUCUUAGCGGUCCUUUAGUGUUCACAUUAAAGGGGAAGAGUGCUCGGGGAUUUUUACUGGUACUCAAAUAGAGUCUUAAGAAAAACAAAAACACCGACCUGAGACCUAGCUGUCAAAGUCAAAGUCAUCUUUCUCAAUUGCACUAGGCUCGUAUCUUGACGCUCGAGCAAGGUGCGGAGACGCUGCAAAUUCGCAUUAAGCAUCAGGAAGGCAGUAUCGCGUCCUUGACGGCGCGUAACGCCGAGUUAGAGAGCCUCCUCAAAUCUGUACAAGGCCAAGCAGUGACGAAGUUCGAGCAGAUGAAGGAUCAGAUUGGUCAGUACAAGACCCAUGUGGUGUCUCUGCGCGAGUCUGUAGCACAAAACAUAGCUGCGCGAAAAACGGCAGAGAACGAAGCGCAGCGCCUCACGCAGUUGCUGGUCAAGAGCGACUCUCAAACGCUAAAAAACCAGCUGGAUGAGGUACAUUCAUGCUUACAUAAAAAUUCGACGACCGGCUUGUUACUGUGUGUUGAAUGAAGAUCAAAGGAGUUGAAGUUUUAACUUUUGAAUUUUCGUCAUCGUCUAUCGUUUCAGUUUCAUCGAGCUACCACAACAACUUGAAUCUUGUCGUUGGUCAGGUAAAGAAGGCGCAAGCCGAAUGUCAGAACGACUUGCGGGACAUGUCGACUGAGAAAGCAAGAGCUGAGGCCGCACGUGUCGAAGCCGAGUCCGCACGCUCCGCAGCAGAGAACACGGCUGCUAUCGAGCGUGCCGCCGCAGAGAAAGCACGCGCCGAGAAAGCUGAGCGCGUAGCAUCAUGCGAGAAACAGAAAGCCGAGGAACUGGAGGAGAGGGGAAAGGAGCUUCUGGCGUGCAACACAGCUAUGAACAACCUGGAGCAGCAGAAAUGCGGUGCUCGCUGGGCAGAACUGAACAAGGAGUCAGUUGCGCAGAUCGAGAAGUGCAAAAUCGAGGUCCCGAGUCUGAAGGAAAAGGUUCGCACCCUGAAGAGCGAGGUCGCAGUUCUGCAGGCGGCAGCUAACGGUCGCCUACUCAACAGCGAACCGGGAACCAGCGGAGAAGCGUCAGCCAAUGCGGAGACUGGUAGCGCAGCAGCCGCGGAAGAUGGUACAGAGCAAGCGGGCGCAGAAGAGGGCGCGGCAGACGCAGCGGCAGAGGAGAGUGCGGCGGCCACCGCGGCCGAAGGACAAGUUUCCGCGGAACAGUAGUUACCGAGGAUAAUCCUGUUGAAUUGGUAGCGCUACAGCUCCCAAAGUGAGCAGACUGGUUGCUUACCAUGUUUUUUCCGUUUCAUAAUUUACAAGUAGGGACGACGAUUUGAUCUUGAAUUUACGGAACCCGACGACGGCAGAAUUUUUUUCCAGGAAACUACUCAGUCAGGAGAUUCAAUCAGUAGUGGAUUUCACGAAAUCUUGAGCCUUGUUGCCAGGUGAGUCGAUCCGUGGGUACCGGUGCCCUUCUGUGCCCUCGCUGGUAUACUAUAAGUUACCGGCACGCGAUCGGUAGCUCUACGCCGAACAUACCAUGAG